ACCGUCUUAAUCAAAGAUGCAUUCCUAGACAGAUACUGUUCUGAUGAAGCAUCAUGGUUGCCAUCAUGCUGUUUGUUUACAGGACUACAUGGCGGACCAUGAUUCACUGCACCUGUUUGAGCUGGAUGGCAAUAAAAACCCUGAGGAGCUAUUCAUGUCGGUGUCCCGCCUGGAGUCCAUGUCAGUGCGUAGGGCCGCUGUCCCUAUUCGGCUUCUCUCGAUGGACGAGUAUUAUGACAUUGAUCCGGAGGAGCUGUUGCCCACCCUUUGCUCCUGUAAGACGGUGGUCCCUGGUUUCAAGUGGAGGAGGAGCCGCUGGGGUAGAGCCUGUCCUUUAGCCCUGAAGGAAGGCAAGAUGGUCAAGGGCAGACCUGAGUUCUCUGUGGGGUUUCUGGAUAAAGUCUAUGUCCUGUCGUCCAGUGAGGCCUAUGGGAAGUUCAUGCUGAAUCCACGGCGUUACCUCCUGCCCCCCAUGCCGCGGCCACCCUGUAAGGUAUCUGUGAUUGGCCCUCUGUGCUCGGGGAAGACCACGCUGUGUGCCCUAUUGGCCCAGCACUACGGAGCUGUGGUGGUGGAUGUAGAGGUCUUGAUGAAGCCCGUCCUUGCCAAAGUCAAUCAGGACAUGUUGGAGAGGGUCAGGAGAGAAACCACACUCAUGGCCAUCAAUAUGGUCAAGGCCCAGAUGGAUCUGGACGCCACACACCAAUCCAGUGAGUGAUGGGAUUAAUGGUGAUGGUGGUGAUGUAGUGAAAUAGUUGGUAAAAUCACACUCCCUCCACUGGCUCUUCAUCAUCCCACAGUGCAUCCUGGUGACAUCACUACCCCAGGUAAUAGGCGCAUACAAACACGGCUAUCCAAAUGAUGUAAAUAGAAUACAGGACUCAUCGGACCACACAACUUUUUACUGGUCCAAGGUAC
Esox lucius (northern pike) is the source of this 918-nucleotide messenger RNA. Its product is annotated as adenylate kinase 9-like. The transcript has 4 exons. NCBI's taxonomy places the organism in Eukaryota, Metazoa, Chordata, Actinopteri, Esociformes, Esocidae. The record is from RefSeq and is a predicted model, not a curated record. The coding region runs from base 44 to 718 and encodes 224 amino acids.